Messenger RNA from Cheilinus undulatus (humphead wrasse), 2046 nucleotides. Its product is annotated as interleukin-10 receptor subunit beta-like. The transcript has 8 exons. The record is from RefSeq and is a predicted model, not a curated record. Gene Ontology annotation, molecular function: protein binding. NCBI's taxonomy places the organism in Eukaryota, Metazoa, Chordata, Actinopteri, Labriformes, Labridae. The coding region runs from base 142 to 1503 and encodes 453 amino acids.
CAGUUUUCCUGGAGGUACGUGAAUGCAUCAGGAUCAAGCGUUACUCGAGUAGAAACAUGGAGGCGGCUCAGAUAUAAGAAAAGUUCCACAGGUGAGGUGCUGGAAAGGUGAGCCGCUUGGAGCAGAGAUGGUUGCUCUGCCAUGGCUGCUCUCUUCUGGAUUAUCACCUGUCUGCUUACCUGCCUGUGCGCAGUACUGCCAGAGAUGGUUGAUCUCCCUCCACCCAUGGACCUCCGUCUGACCUCAGAUCAUUUCAUUCAUAUUCUGGGAUGGCAGCGAGGAGCAGGAACGCCCCCCGGAGUGACCUACAGUGUCAGCGUGAUCUCAGAAACGGAGACAUUGUGGCGUCUUGUUCCUGGCUGUGAGGCAGUGGUGGACCCUCUGAUCUGUAACCUGACAGAAGCCUUCCCUAACCCCUCCUUGUUCUACUUUAUGAAAGUCAGAGCCGAGCUGCAGAUGCAUUCCGCAGAAACCAGAUAUUCGGGAUUCAAGCCAAUCAGAGACACUAUUCUGGACCCUCCACUGCUCUCUGUGGCUCCCUGUGGUAGACAUCUGUGUGCCCAGCUGCAUUCACCCCUGGAGCGCCUGAGACACAUCUAUGAACAGCUAACAUACCGGCUGAACGUGAGCAGAGACAACACAUUUCAGUUCUUUAAGGGCCCGGUGUCUCUGAGUGACGUGGUUUUUGACGACAUGGUUCUGGCCCCUGGCAGACGCUACUGUGUGUCUGUUUGUGUUUUGGACAGCAUGGAGCUCCGAGAGUCUAACUAUAGCCGUCCAGUGUGUGUCGACACCCCAAGCACCUUUAACACAGAUGUCUUGGUCUCUGUUCUGCUCUGUCUGUUGAUGCUCGGUGCUGUGUUCAUUGUCGCCCUGCUUGUUGUUGCUGGGUUCAUCUGUUUGAAGAGAAGACCAUUCCCCUCAGCUCUGACGUCUCUCCAUCACAUUGAGGAGGUUUUGAUUAUCGCUGCUCCCUGCGCCUCCUCCUUUUCUCCUCUCUAUGAAGUCAAAACUACUGCACCUCCUACAGGAGACAAGAGGAGUCGCUCUUCAUCAUUAUCAUCAUCCUCAUCAUUGUCGGAGGGCGAGGUGGAGGGUGCCACACCAGGAGGGGGAAGAGUUUAUCUAUCAAAAGGAGGGGAUAACUUAUCUUCCUCCUCAGUGUCCACUCCUUCAUCUCCUCCCUGCUCCUCCCACCUCUCCCCUAAUCCUGUCACUCUCCUCCCUCACCCUUCUCAAGCUCUCUAUUCAGGGAAGACAGGGCCUCCUACAGGAGGACAAACUAUGAACACUGCAGAAUGGACUCCUAAACAAUCACUAGAGGAGGAGGGAGGAGGUCUGGAUGUGGACCUCCAUACUCUGACCUUUGGUAGACAGGAGGAGGGUGGGGAGGAGGAGGAGGAGGAGGAGGAGGAGUGUUCCCCCAUCAUUGCCCCACCCUCACAGAGAGAGACUGACGAGGAGGAAGAGGAGGAGGAGCUGUGUGAAUACAUCAGGCAUUAAAGCCACUUGCUGGCCGACAAAGGUAGGAGGACUUUGGUGGAGUGGUGGACUCUUAAUGUCCUGGGCUUGGUUGGUCCUUGAUACUGAUGGGUCUCUGUCUCCGAAUGGCCUAUUAUGAGUCUUAAGUGGGAAUCAGCAGCAUUCCUGUUAAUGGCUUUCUGCAUUAUAUGUUAGCAUCAAGCUAACAAACUGAGAUGGACCCUUAGAGAAUCAUUCAGCAGGAAGGGAUGUCUUUUGAAGGUUUGAAUGGUUAAACUGGAAAAGUUUUUUAUGUUUUCAGUGAAUGUCGACCAAAGUCUAGAGAGUAAUGUUGAAAAACUGUCAAGUCAUUUUACUGGUUUAUUAUUUCAUGUCUGUCUGAUUCUUGAGGUUUAUAUUAAGGCUGUUGGCUGAUUGGUUGAUGCAGAGUUUGAUGACAGCUGUGUACACCAUGGUUUAAACAUGUUUCACUGUUACAUCACUAAGACCUCUAUAUAACAUGUUAUUACUGUUAUUGUAUAUAUUUUUAUGUUUAAUAUAAAUAAAGGAGAACGUAACAUCCAA